AAAUUGUUACCCUUAGAUCCGGAUCCGGAGUAUUUCGAGGAAGACUCAAAAUGUCGUCCCAGGGAGAACAGAAAGACCUUGCUGCUGAAUUCAUGUCGAAGGUCAAGAUUACUGAUUAUCCUGAUCUAGGAAACCGUUUUGAACCCAAGACUUCGGAGCCCAUCACUCGUCCUCUCGAUAGUCUAGAUGAAGUCUUGUUAUGGCAACCAGAUGACCAGUUCAACGUUGCCAAUUCCCCGCUGGCUACUCCAACGACCCCCGCUGAACCUCGACCUAUGACCCUUGUUUGUCAUGACAUGAAGGGGGGUUACAUUGAUGACAGAUUUGUCCAAGGCGUACCCAUCAGCUCUGCCUACCGCUUCUACCACUGGCAAUACAUUGACAUCUUCAUCUACUUCAGCCAUCAUUUUGUGACCAUUCCCCCACCCUGCUGGACGGAUGCUGCUCAUAAGAACGGCACCCUCAUGCUUGGAACCGUUAUCACUGAAUGGCAAGAUGGGAAGAAGAGGUGUGCGGAGAUGUACGGGAGUGAGGCCGCGUGCAAGAGAUUUGCAGACAAGCUGGUCGAGAUCGCCAAGUAUUACAACUUUGAAGGCUGGCUCAUCAACAUUGAGAACCCCAUUCCACCAGAGCACAUGCCCCAGCUCCUUUUCUUCGUGCAGUACCUCACCAAGCAGAUGCAUCAACAUAUUGAAGGGUCAAAGGUCAUAUGGUAUGACAGCGUCAUUGCCGACGGCUCGCUGCGCUGGCAGGACAUGCUGAAUGAUAACAACAGAAUCUUCUUUGAUGCCAGUGACGCCAUCUUCUUGAACUACACAUGGAAUGAGAACAAAUUGGCCAGCUCUGUACAGAAUGCCGGCCCUCGAAAGCACGACGUCUAUGUUGGGGUGGAUAUCUUUGGAAGGAACUGCUUUGGAGGUGGGGGAUGGAACACUAACAAGGCUAUGGAAGUGAUAAAGAGGCAGGGUCUCUCGACGGCCAUCUUUGCUCCGGGCUGGGUGAUGGAGAAGCUAGGAGAGGCAGACUUUGUCGCAAACCAGGACAAGUUCUGGUCUUUGCUAGACUCCUAUCUUUACACCCAUGGGGUCUCAUCUCUACCCUUCGUCACAAACUUCUGCAGGGGAUAUGGAGAAUUCGGUUUCAAAUGUGGAAAUGAGGUGAUGAAGAAAGCAUGGUGUAAUCUGAGCAGUCAGCAGAUAGUGCCUACCUAUGGCAAGGAGCAGUUCUCUGACGUAGAGGGCGCUUCAAAGAAGACGGUCAUGCAAUACGUGGUGUCCGAUGCCUUCAACGGAGGCGGUUGCGUGGAGAUUCAUGGCGGACUGGCAGCUAGCCAGGUCACCAGAUGCAAGUUGUUUGCUACCGGUAUCUCUGGGUCACACCCUCUUCUGGUCUCCUACACUGCCAAGCAUGGAGAUAACUGCAAGAUGUGUCUCUACCUAUCCACGCCAAACAAGGAGAUACUGCUGUGGAAUACUGCAGAUGACAUGAAGGCAGGCGAGCAACCCAUGAGUACCUAUGGCCUAAGACUCUCUGCCCUGGUCGACCAUUCCACCGUCCCCGACUCCCUCAAGUCCUCCGAUCCCACCAUCUUCUCUCCUCUGGUUGGCACGUGUCAUAAGAUCCUCCAGGAUGCAUCCUUUGGUAUUGACAGCUCGGUGGUACCUACCCAAGGCUGGGUGACAAGGAACUACCUAGUACCAGAGUCUGUCCUUACUGCUGGUGCUAAGAUCACAGAGAUUGGUUUGCUUUGCUUCUCAGCAGCUCCUGUCGAGUCUUACUCAGUCAAGAUCGGAGAAAUCAAGGUCGUUGACCCCGGAUCGCUUCGGGACCAAACACAGCAGGUGACCGACCUAUCCUGUCAGGACGUCACCUGGCAUCCACCCAUCGCGAAUGUCGUGGACCCGCACACCGUCGUUUCCCUCUGCGCCACGCUGACCUGGUCCUACCCCGCUGGCCUUGGGGACCACUUUGACAUCUACUGCUCCGGCAUCGAGCGCGACCCCAACCAGAGCCGUGCCGUCAGUAAGAGCGAUAAGCUGUUCGUCGGGAGAGCUCACUCGCACAGCUUCCGCGUGUGUCAUCUGCUCAUCCCGAAGAUAGAGAACGAAGGCCAGGAGGACUGCAUUGAGUUCUGUGUGCAGCCGACAACGAGGGCGGGCUUCUCAGCACCUCUACUUGAUGUCUCCAGCUGCAAAGUGGUCUACUCCAAGUAGUCUGGGUGAGGUUGAGAUUUUCUUUAGAAUGUACAGUCAAACCUGUCUAUAGCUACCGCCCAAGGGAAACACACAAAGUGGUCUUUGAAGACAGGUUCCUUUAGUACAUGCUUCAAUGAGAAACCAUUUUCAAGGGAAACAAAAAAUGUGGUCUUUGUAGACAGGUGGUCUUUAUAGACAGGUGGUCACUAAAGCAGGUUUGACUGUAUUUUGAGAGUUUCAGUCACUGCUGAAUCUUUUUUGUGAUGAUCAUGGUUGUGUAAACAAUACUUUUGGCGAACAUUUCUUUUAUUUGCAAUAAGAUACUCAGUCCCCACUCACCUUUUUCCGUGUAUGUUAUUAUUCGCUGCAGGGAUUACCAUGUGAUUAAUGCAAUCUGUGAUCAAAUUAACAGUUAUUACUGAUUCAUUCUCAAUGAGAAUAUGGGUAUGUCUCUUUUCAAGUCAAUCAUGAAAGUGAGCAUCGCAUCAAAAUCAGUAUAUUGUCUCUCAUUUAGUUAGUGUAGGUCAUUAACCACGGAGCAAUUAUUGUUGGAGCAUGAUGUACAACGAUCACUUGACAUAUGCUUCAAAGUUUUAUGUAUCUUUUCUUAAACAGCAGGUUUAUUUGCAACUAUGUGUAGAUUUUAGCGAUGUGCUAUGUUUUUAUAUGAUUUCUUUUAUUUGAUUGAUCUAUGCAUUGAAUGAAUACAUUCCAUACUAUAUUAAGGUUGUCUGGAUUAUUUUUUUAUUGUGUUGAAAGUACAAAAGAUUCCAGUACUUCUGUGAACCCCAAUACUUAUUUUGUACACCAAUUCUACCAAUCAAAUUUGCAAUCUUUCUUGCUUUUGUCAAAACUUUCCAUUUAUUGAAAAAAGUGAAAGGGAAAGAAAAUGAUCUCAUCCGUAGUAUAUUAUGUCUAUCCCUAUUUUUUGUCAAUAUUACAAAAUAUCUUGUAUCUCUGUAUUUGUGAUGGUAGCAUAGCUAAAAUUAAAUCCAAUCCAGCAUUUUCAAAAUGUGCAAUGAACAUAUAUGUUGAAAGGGAUUUAGAAGAUAACUUGAAUGAGGUAUUUUUAUGCAUUGACUUACUGUUACUUUUAUUUACUACUGUUGACUAGUUGAAAGAUGUACACAUGUAAGCAAGAAUGUGUCACUCUUUCGGCCAUUAAUUAUUUGCAGAGUUUUAAUCUUCUUCAUGUAAAUGAUGAAUGUGAUAAUUUACACAUUCCAGCAGUUGGCCACAGCAGUUUUGUUCUCUAAAUUGAUAUUCAAUGACCAUAGCAUGCAGGGAUGCCAGUUUUCAGGCAAAAGCCUGAAUUCAGGCCCUGGCGAUAUAUUUUCAGACCAUAGUUUAGGCUUUUUUGUGUACAAAAUACCUCAUUCUAGGUGAUUUUCAGACCCAUCGAUCAAUUCUAACUGGCAUCCCUGAGUAUGACAAGGAUACUUAAAAAAGAUGUAAAUCAAAGCUCUUUAUGUACAAUUGCAUUUAAUCAUGACCUGGCUGAAUGCUGAUGUGUGAAUUUGACUUGUUCAAAAAACCAGAAGCCUAUAUUUUUCAGAUAAGUUUUUUGUGAAACUAUGUGUGCCUUGUGUACUGUCCAAGAGAUGUGUGAUAAAUGUAUCUGUGUAGAGAUAGUAUUUGAGCAAUUAUUUGCAGGGCUGUCAAUAGUAUGAUAUCUGCCACAUGUAUGAAUUACAUGUUUAUAGUGAUGAUGUAAUGAGUCCAUAAGCCACAAAUCUAUAUUUUCUUGACUGUUUCCUGCCAUUAAUACUAUAUAUUCUGUAAUCAGUAUCAUCAUGUGUGCGUGGGGCAGGCGUCAAAAGGAAACAAUGUUUCUUGAAAAAAUAUAUACCGGUAUAUUACUACCGGUAUGCCAAUUCUGUGCAUUUGCAGCUCAUGUGGGUAUUUGCUACAUAGCUUGUAUGUCUUUUUAGAACCCAUGCAUUCUCAUGCAUACUUGGGGUCUUGUACCUAGAAAUUUUUCCAUGCUUCCUUUAAGCAGCCCAGAGAGGCAACAACGUGAUACUUUUAUUUUAUUCAUUUUUUAUUAAUCAGCUAUUUUUCUAUAAUUUGAUAAGGCUCCAAGCUAAUUGUAUAUUUGUCAGUGUUUCUUUGUUUGUUUGUUGUUUGUUUUUUGCCCUUUAAAAGCAAUGACAUUUUAUUUUUUUGUGGCUAUGCUGUAGUGCAUUAGUAGUUUACGUAGAUAAAUAUAUUUGGUGUGAAUAAAUAGAGCAUAUACGUACUUAUGAAAA
Strongylocentrotus purpuratus (purple sea urchin) is the source of this 4444-nucleotide messenger RNA. RefSeq names its product cytosolic endo-beta-N-acetylglucosaminidase. Gene Ontology annotation, biological process: protein deglycosylation. Gene Ontology annotation, cellular component: cytoplasm. The transcript is spliced from 13 exons. NCBI's taxonomy places the organism in Eukaryota, Metazoa, Echinodermata, Echinoidea, Camarodonta, Strongylocentrotidae. Gene Ontology annotation, molecular function: mannosyl-glycoprotein endo-beta-N-acetylglucosaminidase activity. The coding region runs from base 51 to 2213 and encodes 720 amino acids. The record is from RefSeq and is a predicted model, not a curated record.